Messenger RNA from Aptenodytes forsteri (emperor penguin), 1940 nucleotides. It is a transcript of the gene ALOX5, whose product is annotated as arachidonate 5-lipoxygenase. Gene Ontology annotation, biological process: linoleic acid metabolic process; lipid oxidation. Gene Ontology annotation, molecular function: arachidonate 5-lipoxygenase activity; iron ion binding; protein binding. NCBI's taxonomy places the organism in Eukaryota, Metazoa, Chordata, Aves, Sphenisciformes, Spheniscidae. The record is from RefSeq and is a predicted model, not a curated record. The transcript is spliced from 14 exons. Gene Ontology annotation, cellular component: nuclear envelope. Bases 1 to 1899 code for a protein of 632 amino acids.
AUGAGGGCACUCCUGAAGGAGCAGGUUGACUCCUAUGAUGUGACUGUGGAAGAAGACCUUGGAGAAAUUCAGCUAAUAAAAAUUGAGAAACGAAAAUAUUGGUACCAGGAUGACUGGUACCUUAAGUAUAUCACUGUAAAAACACCAGUGGGUGACUAUUUGGAGUUCCCAUGUUACCGUUGGAUUACAGAUGAAAAAGAGAUUGUCCUUCGAGAUGGAAGAGCAAAACUCCCCCGGGAUGACAAGACCCAGAUUCUCAAGCAGCACAGACGCAAAGAGCUUGAGACCCGUCAAAAAACAUACCGCUGGAAGGAGUGGCAUCCGGGCUUUCCCCUGAGCAUUGAUGCCCAUUCUCACAGUGAUCUGCCUCGUGACAUCCAGUUUGACAACGAGAAAGGAGUUGACUUCGUUCUGAACUACUCUAAAGCGAUGGAGAAUCUUUAUGUCAACCGUUUCAUGCACAUGUUCCAGUCCUCCUGGAGUGAUUUUGCAGAUUUUGAGAGGAUCUUUGUCAGAAUCAGCAACACAAUCUCUGAAUACGUGAUGCAGCACUGGAAGGAAGAUUUUAUGUUUGGCUACCAGUUCCUGAAUGGAUGCAAUCCUGUGCUGAUAAGGAGAUGCACAGAGAUACCCAAGAAGUUGCCCGUGACUAUGGAUAUGGUAGAAUGCAGUCUGGAGAGGAACCUGACCCUGGAGGAGGAAGUGAAGCAAGGAAACAUUUUCAUUGUGGACUAUGAGAUGCUGGACGGUGUGGAUGCCAACAAAACAGACCCGUGCACAAUACAGCACUUGGCUGCACCCAUCUGUCUGCUGUAUAAGAAUCUGGAGAAUAAAAUUGUACCCAUUGCAAUCCAGCUUGGUCAAAAUCCUGGGCCAGACAAUCCCAUAUUCCUUCCUUCAGAUGCCGUGUAUGACUGGCUGCUAGCUAAAAUUUGGGUUCGCUCAUCUGAUUUCCACAUCCACCAGACAGUGACCCAUCUCUUACGGACGCACUUAGUCUCGGAGGUGUUCAGCAUAGCUAUGUUCCGGCAGCUGCCUGCUGUGCAUCCCCUCUUCAAGCUCUUGGUGCCACACAUGCGGUUCACAAUAGCCAUCAAUACCAAAGCCCGAGAACAGCUUAUCUGUGAAUGUGGCCUUUUUGACAAGGCAAAUGCUACAGGCGGAGGAGGACAUGUACAAAUGGUGCAGAAAGCAAUGAAGGAUCUGACUUAUAGCUCCCUCUGCUUCCCUGAGGAGAUCAAAGCUAAAGGGAUGGACAGCAAAGAGGAUAUCCCCUACUACUAUUACCGGGAUGACGGCAUUAAAGUCUGGGAGGCUAUAAAGAGUUUUGCAGAGGAUGUGAUUCACAUCUACUAUGAGAGCGACGAGGUGGUGUGUGAGGAUGUGGAGCUCCAGGCCUUCAUCAAAGACAUUUACGUCUAUGGGAUGAGGGGCACGAAGGCCUCAGGGUUUCCUAAGAUGAUCAGGACACGAGAGAAGCUAGCAGAAUAUCUCACAGUGAUAAUAUUCACCACAUCGGCCCAGCAUGCAGCAGUGAAUUUUGGUCAGUAUGACUGGUGUUCCUGGAUUCCCAAUGCCCCACCAACAAUGCGCCGCCCUCCUCCGACAGAGAAGGGGACAGUCACCAUCGAGCAAAUUGUGGAGAGUCUGCCAGACAGGGGACGUUCUUGUUGGCAUCUUGGAGCUGUCUGGGCCUUGAGCCAAUUCCAGGACAAUGAACUGUUUCUGGGCAUGUACCCAGACGAACACUUCGUGGAGAAGCCGGUGAAAGAGGCUAUGGCAAAAUUCCGCAAGAACCUGGAUGAGAUCGUCAACGCCAUCACCGAGCGCAACAAGAACAAAAAGCUUCCUUACUACUACCUUUCCCCAGAUCGCAUUCCCAACAGUGUUGCUGUUUGAGCAGAUACCCCAGAGAGUUUGGAGGCAUGUAAAGCUAAUGA